GGAAAUCAUCAAUGGGAGCAUAUGAACUAUGAUUAUGGAAAAACAGAAGCAUAUCCUGACGCAGCAUGCUGAAAAACCACAAAUUCAUCACAAUCCCAAGUAUCUCAAUCAUUGGCUUUGAGGUAUAAUAAUAUGAUAGACCUGAAAAUACAGAAAGGAAGUAGCAGAGUUAAUUUAUCUACUCAUAAUUCACAAGCCAUAGAGAAAGAAAAACCCCUUUUACCCCCAGAAAGUCUAAAUUUGGUUCUUUAAGAUGGUUAUUUAGUGUCACAGUUGAUCUUCAGGCCAAAAGCCAAACCAUUUUGUUUUAAAACAGAGCCCAAAAUAGCAGAUUGGCACACAGAUCACUGAAAGCUAAGGUAACAUUACGCAACAUUCAGUAUCCCAUCAUUAUACAUAUUUCUGCGAUUGUCUCAGCAGUUGUUUGGAAGGAUUAAUUAAGAGCAAAGCCAGUUUGUUUGACAGAUGGAGCGGAAGAGGCAUCGAAGCAACUCCUCUAGGCACUUUGCGUCUGCACAACAAGAGCAGAAAUUAUAUCACAGUCAAAAAAACAACCAGGUGUGUAAACUGCAGACCCAAAACUGAAUUUGGGAUCCAUUUAAAAGGCCUGAUAGAAUUGAAUAUGUGGGAGAUCUUGGCUCCUAGGCCAGUCCCAUUUCCCAGCAUCGCCACAAAACCACCCCAGAACUGUAUUUGGGCACCUGAGAGGGAUUUGGAUUAGAGUUAUUAUAAGUUAAAUAGUCAAGACCAAUCUUUAUACUCCAUUUUUCCAGCUCACCCAACAAGGGAGUUGAGUGGUAAAUGGCUAGAACAUCGUCCAAGGUAUCGGCUUUAAUCUCAUCUCCAUUCAAGUGAUAAAUGUGCCAUCUGUGACUCUUGCACUGGUGAUGCAAUUAGUCCCAGAACCGACCCGAGCAUGCAGAAGAGCCAAUAACUCAGGACUGUUGUAAGACAAGUUCAAUCAUCUCUCCUGGGGCCUGGGAGUUUCUGCUCAGCUUUCUUCUUGUCUCAUUUAAUCAUUUUUCAGUUGUCUAACCUUUAACAGUCAUAUCAGCGCUCCAGACUGUGACUGAAAUGGCCCCAAAUGCAACAACGAUUAAAUGAAAUUGAUUUUGUGAAUAUAAAAGUCUGAUCUAGAGUACCUGCAUACAUCCACUAUACUCAAAUAAAGCAAUAUAUACUAUUAAACAAAUCUCAACUGCCUGAUUUUUAGGGAUGCACCGAAUGUUCGGCAACCGAAAUUAUUCGGCCGAAAAUAGCCAAAAAAAGCACUUUCGGUGUUCGGCCGAAUAAGUAAAAAGGCCGAAUAAAUUUUGCCGAACAAUGACGUUUUUAAUGACGCAAUCAAAUAACCCGCGUAGAGUGAGAGGCGCGCGCUUUAUGGAGCAAACAUGUCAGCAGUGUGGAAGCACUUUAAAGUGUCAGAGAAAGAGGCAAAAACGGCCGUUUGCAGACAUUGUUCUGCAGAAUUGUCCAGAGGGGGUGCAUCUGCAAAAACGUACAGCACUUCAAGUUUAAUUUAUCACUUAAAAUCAAGACACCCCGAACGUCAUGCAGAGUACGAGAAAGACACGGCGGCGGCUAAGGCAACAGCAGCAGCGAAAAGAAAAGCAGCUCCCAGUCCUACGACACCCACUCCAUCUGUGGCUGACUUCUUAGAAAAGGCAAAAAAGUUUGCCAAUGACAGUGCCAAAGCUAAAGGUAUUACUAAAAGGAUAAUGGAAUUCAUCGCAUUGGAUGAUCAACCAUUCUCUGUUGUAGAGGAUGUUGGAUUUCGCAGGCUUAUAGACCAUAUUGAGCCCCGUUACACCAUCCCUAGUAGACGGCAUUUCUCAGACGUGUGCUUACCUGAGAUGUAUAACGUCGUUUCAACUAACGUCCAUGAGCUUUUGGCUACAGAUAUUGCAGCCCUCAGCUUCACGACUGAUAUUUGGAGCUCGGAUGUGAGCCCCACUAGUAUGCUGAGUUUAACUGCGCAGUGGAUCGACACAGAUUUCAAGCUACAAAAGAUUGUGCUUCACUCACAAGAAUUUAGAGGGUCCCAUACAGCUGUAGCCAUAUCCGAGGCGUUCGCCAACAUGUUUGACACUUGGCGUAUUGACCGAUCUAAAGUGCACGCGGUAGUCAGUGACAACGCAAGAAAUAUGGCUAAAGCCAUGGAAGAUAGCAAUCUGAAAGGCAUACGGUGUAUGGCACACACAAUUCAACUGGCGGUCAACGAGGGAUUGUUGAGUCAGCGCAGUAUAGCAGAUGUGAUAGCGAUAGGCAGGAAAAUUGUUGGCCAUUUCAAACAUUCACCGCUUGCCUAUGCACGCCUACAAUCUAUCCAAGAACAGUUCGGAAUGCCACAAAAACGUUUCCAACAAGAUGUGAGCACAAGGUGGAACAGUACAUAUUAUAUGCUGGAAAGCCUUUUUGCGCAAAAGCGAGUCUUGGCUACAUACAUAGCAGAUCAUGACCUGCCAGCGACAUUCACCGCAUACCAGUGGGUGUUAAUCGAGAACAUUCUCUCUCUUCUCGCACCCUUUGAGCAGAUAACAAAAGAGAUAAGCUCAUCUGAUGCAUCUGUGGCAGACGUCAUACCCUUACUUGCAGCACUAAAGCGUCUUUUAAACAAAGAGGCUGAAACAGACCACGGAGUGAAAACAACUAAAAGUGCGCUCUUAGAAGCUGUCAGCACACGAUUUAGUCAGGCGGACUCAGAACCCCUAUACUGCAUCGCGACUGUGCUUGAUCCACGAUACAAAGAUCAUUACUUGGAUGUGGGGAAAAAGAUGCGCACACGAGAAAUGAUCCAGGCCGAGUUGGAUUCGGGAAAGCCGCUAGGUGAUGGAGACGGUCAGGUGAUGCACAGCGCAGGAGAUGAAAACAGCGCAGAGAGUAAACGGGCUCGUACUGCAGAUGAGCCGCGCACAGUCUCGCUGUCUGACAUGUUCGAUGAGAUCCUCCAAGAGAAUAACCCAUUUGCAAGACAGAUGACAAGCUCGACCGCUCAACAAUUAGAUGGGUAUCUCUCAGAAGUCCCCAUCCCCAGGAGCAAUAACCCUCUCGAGUUUUGGAGGACCAAUCAAGGCCGCUUUCCCGACCUGGCGCAGAUGGCACGCAGGUACUUGUCUGCCCCAUGCACAAGCACCGACAGUGAGAGACUGUUUAGUGCUGCAUGUCAUGUCAUCGAUGAGAAGAGGAACCGACUUUCAUGUGAGAAAGCAGAGAAGCUACUUUUCAUAAAGAAGAACCUGCCACUUUUCCUGAAGAAGUAGGCUAAGUAGGCUUAUGUCUAGGACAGUUAUUCAUUUGUUGUGGGUUCAUCAACAUAUUUUGCACUAUUCAAUGCACAUGUGUUGUUGUAGACAUACAGAGUUACAUUCAGCAGUCAGUUAUAGGCCUAACAUAGGCUAUUAAAGAAGGGGGGCUUCAAAGAUGGCUUUUUUUUUUUUUUUUUUUUGCCAAUUUAUUUAUUUUAAGUUAUAUUGUGCUUUUUUUGUAUAAUAUUUGCUGGAAUGUUCAAAAUUUUCAGAGUUAAAUAAAUAUUUUGAAAUUGUAUUUGUUAUUUGAUUUAUUUAUCUGAAAAGCAACACAAAAUAGUAAAAAGCAAAUUUUUACUAUUUAAUUAUUGUAAUGGUGAAAAAAUUGGCAAAAUAAAUGGAAAAAAUGUGAAACACCGCGUUCGGUAUUCGGCCUUCGGCCUUCGGCCAAGCAUUUCAUUAUUAUUCGUCUUCGGCUUCGGCCAAGAAUUUCAUUUCGGUGCAUCCCUACUGAUUUUUUUAUUAGAUUUUUUUUUUUUUUUUUGGUAGUGAAAUGUAACUAUUUAAAGCGCGGAACUCUUUAAAGAAAGUUUAAAUACAAGUAUGUCCAACUUUUAUAUGGUAUGUCUGAUUUGUGCACAAAUUACAUAAAAUGUAACUGCAUUUAUAAAAGUUAAUGUUCAUUUUUUAAAAUUUUAAGUUGGAUAAAUUAACAUUACAAUGAUUAUUAUGUAUUAACAAAAAUGAAUUACAUAAAAAAAAAAUUGCUAACACUUUACAAAAGGAUACCUUUGGUUAACAAUAAUGAACCACAUUAGUUAACGUAAACAAAGAAAAAGUAUUCUAAAGCAUUCACUAAUCUUAGUUAAUUUUGGUUACAAAAUCUAUUAAUAGGUCUGUCGCAAUAGUCAAUAAAUCAAUUAAUCGUACGAAAAAAAAAAAAAAAAAUGACCUUAAUUUUUCCGGCCGCGAUAAUUUUUUUUGUAAUGUCAUGAUGUGGGGUUAGUCUGGAGCGCAGCCUGUGGACAGCUCGCGGCAGAAAACACCCUCUCCUAUGGCACAGAUGUCCCGGGAAUAAAGAGAUAACGUCUCGCUAGAGUAACCAGCUUUGGGAAGCGCCUUUCAUUUGCUUGUGGAUGUUUGCGUCGCAAGUGAUAUUGCAUUGCACUUGCACUACUGCUGUAUUUUAAUACCACAUAACAUAUUUUGCAAGUAACUUUGUUGCCCUUUCUGUCGAAAUGGUCCCACAUAGUAGCCUACUUUUCACUUGCUUCAAAAAAUAACUGAUAAUACUGCCAUAAAAUCGCUAUCUUUAUCUCGUCCUUGGUGGACAUAGACGGCAAUUCACUUUUGCUUUAUUUAUUUAUUUUUUUACUUUUUUAUUGUAUAUGGCCUGUAUAAAGCUUAUAAGGAUUUGUUUGUUUGUUUACAAAGGUCCUAAGUGGCAUUAUUUAUGUCUGAGACUAAUGUUUAAUAUUUUUUUUGAAGUGCAAUUUUAUUUACAUACAUUUUAUUUAUUGUUUUUUGGUAUUUAUUCAAGUGCAUUUUUUUUUUACAGAGACUGAGAGUCCAUUGCUUUUAUCGUUUUUGGUUGUUUUGUUCAUUUAUUUUUGAUAUUUAAAAUGUUUUCCGUUUUCAGUGUUAAAUAUUCUUUAGAAAUAAAAUAAAUUUAUUGAUCUUUGAAAAGGUGUACCUGCAUUAUUAUCUCAUUAUCAUUAUAUUAGUUGAAACUGGUCUUAGAACGACAAUAUUAUCGUCCAGCAAAAUUUUUAUUGUGACAGGCCUAGUAAUGUUAAUGGUCCUGAGCUAAUAUGGACUAAAAAUGAACAGCUGUAUUUUUUUAUAUUAAUAAAUACUGUAACAAAUGCAUGGUUAAUAGUUAAUUCAUUAAACAAAUGGAACCUUACUUUAAAUUGUUACUGAAAUAUCUAUACACGAAGUAUAUAUUUUAAAUGAACAUUUAAUACUAUAAAAAAUAAAAUUCUAAAGGACAGUGGCGGGCGGUGCCGCAGUGGGCAAGUGACGUAUGAAACGGUCUAAGAGUGCGAGUCCAGAUAAAGUGUUGA
Messenger RNA from Carassius auratus (goldfish), 5311 nucleotides. RefSeq names its product zinc finger BED domain-containing protein 4-like. The coding region runs from base 1392 to 3260 and encodes 622 amino acids. Gene Ontology annotation, molecular function: protein dimerization activity; DNA binding. The transcript has 2 exons. The record is from RefSeq and is a predicted model, not a curated record. Lineage: Eukaryota; Metazoa; Chordata; Actinopteri; Cypriniformes; Cyprinidae.